GAGUACUAUUAUUUUCUCCCCUUUCUUCUUUCCCCCACCCCCACCACCAUGGCUGCUCUCACUGAAUUCUUCUCCCACCUCUACACCAUGACCGUCGUCUUCUUCACCCUCUUACUCCUCGAAGUUGCUAUCCUCAUCAGGUCCCUUACCGGUGGCCUUUCCGAUUCCGAGAAACGCCUCAUCACAACUACCCAGUACCUGAAAUUCAUUGAAGAAAAGAACCCAACAAUCAUAUACUCCACAAGAUCAUCAUCCAGGGUGGAUCUGUCAUCGAACGAGUGCACCGUGUGUUUAUCUGAGCUAGAAGAAGGUGAGAAGGUGAGGAAACUGAAAUGUAAACACACUUUCCACAAGGAUUGCCUUGAUAGAUGGCUCCAACAGUAUUGGGCAACUUGCCCACUUUGUAGGACCAAAGUGUUGCCAGAUGAGGUUGUGGCUAAUUAUCACAGGCUCCAAAAUCAGGUAGAGUAUGAUGGAAGUGAUGAAGAGAUGAUUUUCUUAUUAUCUGCACUACAUGAUAAUAGCUUACACAGAUUGUUCUGAAGUACUAUACUUUUAUAUUUUUUUUCCUUCUCUGGGUAAAUUUUGAUGUAGAUUUUUAGUUGAUCUAUGUAUAUAUAUAUGAUUCCUGUAUUAGCUAUGGGGUUUCAAAUACUUCUCUGUAUUGUGUUUUCUGGGCUAAUUAAUAAUAAGUUUCUGGCCCCCAACUACAACAAAUUCCUUGAAUACCUUGUUUUGGGUAUAAAAUAAAAAAGUUUCUCAAA
Molecule: messenger RNA, 764 nt
Organism: Gossypium raimondii (Peruvian cotton)
Lineage: Eukaryota; Viridiplantae; Streptophyta; Magnoliopsida; Malvales; Malvaceae
Product: probable E3 ubiquitin-protein ligase XERICO
Exons: 1
Coding region: 49-543 (164 amino acids)
Source: RefSeq, a predicted model, not a curated record